GUGUACCUCACACACCUUGACAGUACUGCCUAGUAGCUCGACUGCGCUUGUUUACCUUCUCUCUUCAUGUCGGGCGUCGCGAUAGUGGAACGAGCAGAUAUUCACAAGUCAUGCAAGUCCAUCGAGGCCAUUGUCAACAUUCUGAAUGACUAUUGUGAAGCCGCCAACGCAAUUGUGACAAUUCAGAAGAAGUUGGCGAAGGCGCUACGCGAAUCUGCAUCGACCAAGUCGACUGCUGAGUUUGCCGCAAAUGCCCUUAAUGCGAGCGCAACGAUAUUUGAGUCUCUCGCAGAGGUUGACUCCAAGUUCGUCAAGUUCGCGGAUAAGGAAUGUGAUAAUAUUAGUGCAGAGGUGAAGAAGUGGUUCAAGAAGCUCGCGAAAGAAGAGAAAGCCCACGAUGAACGCAUGGCUAGUGCAAACGCGAAGAUUAAGCAGGCCGGCCAAUUAUAUGAGAAGAAGUCAAAGAAGAACCCUCGCGACGCACAAGAUGAACAUACUCGGUAUAUCACACUCCUUAGUUCCCUUGGUCCAGAGGUUGCUCAAGACAAAUAUAACCAUUCCCUCAACGUCACAAUACGCCAUACAGAGACUUCGUAUAGCAUUGCUGCAUGUCUAUCUCGAGUUGCAGAUGGCGAAUGGCUACGUUCUUGUGAAGGAGUACGCCGAUUCGGACCCACGAUUGGUCAAUUGGGUCAAUGGCGUGCCCUUUGUGAGGGCGGCUGGACGGGUCCUCUUCCUCAAGGAUUCCAGGAUGUAGACACCGAAACUCCACUGUCGGAGCACCCUAUUAUCACUGCUCCGAGUAGAGAGCAACUUCCACAGCAGAAUAACACUCCAGAAACACUAGACAAACCCGCUCCUGAGUACACCUCACGGGGGCCCACACCUACUGGUACCAUGAGGCCUCCACCAAAUUAUGCUUCACAGUCGAUUUUAGACGGUCCUUCUGAUAAACAUGAUAAUAGCAGGGGCCGUAGCCAGUCUCCCACUUCUCUUCCUUCGCUCGCUUCCUUCCCUUCACCGCCGACACAUUUUCCACUGCCACCUGUGUCUACGUCGCUUUCUUCGAAUGAAUCAGUACCUCACGGUACGAGAGAAAGUCGACCUGACCAUGAUACCCCUGCCGAGUCGAAUAGUCCUUAUGAAGCUUCGAAAACAACACCUUCUCAUCCCAUGCCUUCAGAACAACGCACCUUUCCGGUCUCUUCUCAAGCAUCAGCAGACCCGACACCUGCUCGCACCACAACUAAAGAUGCUUCAGAUGAUCAUCAACAGCCUGCAGACCUUGUGUCUCCGCAGCAGGGUUCUCGCCAGUCGUCGUCUUCAAAUGUCAUGCCAUCCUAUGCUCCUACUCGUUCGGGAGAGAAUGCGAUUGUCUCUGCCUCUACAACGGCUACUACCUCGCCUUCCGGAAGCAGAACUCAACCACAGGAAGUCCUGCUGGACACAGAACUCGGAAUCCGCCGGAGUGUCGACGCCAUGCAACAGAAGUCUGGCACAUCCAACACAAAGACACUUGAACGGCACGAUACCGGUAGGAGUAGCGGAAGCGUUGUCGCUAACUUACGCGACAAGUAUAUUCGCAGUGCUGGCCCGCCCUCGCCUGGCCCCAAAGAAGUCCCUCGGUUGCCUCUCAGUGUAUCGAAUCUGGCUCAUCGCUACGAAACCAGUGGCAAUAAUCAAGUUGCACCACCUCGCUCGCCUAGCGAGGGGCGUCGACGUGUCUCAUCAGACCUUCACGUUCGACCUCACAAUGUGCAGUCAUACGACCAACCGGGGACUUCAUCGCAGACUUCCAGUUCGAACCGGUCUCCAAUACGCUCGAAAGAGUCUGAUCUGCUGAAGCAGCCUAUAGUUGAAGCAAGAGAAUCAGAGCUUCAGGAACGUGAACAUCAAUUACGACUUCGAGAACACGAAAUCCUUGAGUCGUCGAAGGAACUAGAGAGACAGAGGAUACAACUACAACAUGCGAGGCACGGUUUAGCUGUCGAUUCCAUUAACCGAUACCCUAUCACUGACCGACCGCAAGUUGAAUCGCCGUCUUCAUCACCUCUGACUCGUCCUCAGCAACUGCAUUCCUAUAGCUCGACACAUCUCCCUGUCCAUACCACAGGAACAUAUAACCACAGUCCAUCUUCUCGUUCACCCAUAAGUGCAGCUCCUUCCCCAGUUCUUCCAGGAGAACAUGCACCCUACUGCGGCUGCGAAGCUUGUUCAGCAUCACAAUACAGAGCAAGAGAUGCUCCGCCAUCGCCGAGAAACCCUCGUCCCCUCGAACCUCCUAUCACCCUACGGCCAGAGAAACCCAAAGGGUGGAUCCGACGACUGAGCAUGCCUGUCAUGGGUAACGCUUUCUCGUCGUCGGAUUCGAAGAAGGGUGUUGGUAAUCUGGCGAUACCCUCCAAUACUGCUGGAUACCGAAGUAGCUUGGCCUUGCCUGAUGAAGAUGGCCGUCUGCGAACGGAUUUGAAUUUUACUGGUGGAUAUGGGAGCAGAAGUAGUGUGAAUUUAGUGAGACAUCGGUGAGAUAUACCUGAUAUACUGUUACUGUAACUUAUUAUAUACGAUACCUGGUCAUUUUAAGGCUCGUGCUCGUGGCCAAUGGCCGGGAAAGCGUUCCCAACCUUUCCGCCAGGAUUUCUACUAAAUGUCGCCGUUUGUAUUCAAGUUUCUUCAUUGCUUUUCUUUAGACUGCGUUUCUUUUUCGAUAUGUAUACCUAUAUUACACUACCUUCUAGCUUGGAGUAUCGCUGGCAAUGUUUUUUUUUUCAAUAUUAUUCUUCUCUCGCGCGAAGUCGCCGCGUUGUCGAUCACGUCGAUCAACAUUGAAUGAUCACUGUGUGUAGAACGGCAUGUGGUCCUCGCUUCUUGGUAUCCUCCGCCUUUUCUACGGCCGAUAAGUCACCAUUGCUUUGGAUGCGUGUUCAAACAGAUCACUUGUGGAAGGACAUUCGUUCCUAUUCAUGCGAGCCCCUGGUCAAGCGGCCAUACACCCAUGUUCCAAUAUAUUCUAGCACAUAAU
Molecule: messenger RNA, 3022 nt
Organism: Somion occarium
Lineage: Eukaryota; Fungi; Basidiomycota; Agaricomycetes; Polyporales; Cerrenaceae
Source: the annotation of a GenBank genome assembly